AUGUCGUCGUCACAAUUAAGAUGGGGCAUUGUUGGGUGUGGAAUCAUUAGUGGCGUGUUUGCCAGAGAUCUCGUAUACUUAAAUAAGAACCCAAGAGGUGCCAACAAGAUAAAGCAUGUAAUCACCAGAGUUGCUUCACGGAGUCCAGCCAAGGGUCAAGAGUUUAUUGAAAAAAAUAUUGAUGAGUAUUAUGAUGAUGUUUAUGGUACGAAAGUUGUUUCCUAUGAAGAUAUCCAAAUAGACCCUGAAGUCGAUAUCCUUUAUAUAGGCCUACCCCAUACAUUACACCAUUCCUUUGUAAUAGAAGCUAUUACUAGGGGGAAGAAACAUAUAUUAUGUGAAAAACCAGUAACAGUUAACAGUAAGCAAUUGGAGUUGAUUCUUGAUGCUGCAAGGGAAAACAAUGUUUUCUUUAUGGAAGCAGUAUGGGUUAGAUACUUUCCCUUGAUCAGGGAAGUACAGAAGAUCUUGUAUGAAGAUAAGAAAGUUGGUGAUGUCAAGAGAAUCUUUAGUGAUCUUUCUGUUGAUAUGAAACGUUUACAUGGCGAUGAUUGGGUUCCUUCAAAUCGUGUAGCUGAUAAGAAAUUGGGUGGAGGUGCUUUACUUGAUAUUACUAUUUAUCCCAUUACUUAUAGUCGGAUAUUUAUGGAUCCUCAAAGUGAUCCUAAAUCCAAUUGGAAGAUUGUUUCUUCUAUGGUGUUUGAAAGUCUUAAUGGGAAACAAGAGGAUGAGGUUGAUUUUUGUACUUCAUUCAUUAUAAGUGAUCAAACACAUAAACAACAAGCCACAGGAAUUAGUUCUUUUUCAUCUGAUGUAUCUGAUGGUCUUAUUGCUAAAAUUGAUGGAGAAUUGGGUUCUAUUUCCAUUUACAGUGGAGGCAUUGGACCUGCACCAAUUAAGUAUCAUAUCAAGUUAAAAAAUGGACAAGAAAUCGAAAAAUCCUUUGAAGAUGAUUUAGAUGGAACUCUGGGAUACAUUUACGAAGCUAUCGAAUGUGGAGAAAUGAUUGUAGCCGGAGAGAAACAAUCAUCAAUUAUGUCCUGGAAUGAAAGUCAAUUGAUAAUGUCAAUUUUAGAUGAUAUUAGGAAACAAAACUCAUUAAGUUAUGAAGUUGAUUUAUAA
Molecule: messenger RNA, 1122 nt
Organism: Lizanozyma spartinae
Lineage: Eukaryota; Fungi; Ascomycota; Pichiomycetes; Serinales; Debaryomycetaceae
Exons: 1
Coding region: 1-1122 (373 amino acids)
Molecular function (GO): nucleotide binding
Source: RefSeq, a predicted model, not a curated record